This is a messenger RNA of Xiphophorus hellerii (green swordtail), 2591 nucleotides long. RefSeq lists its product as uncharacterized. The coding region runs from base 1 to 2436 and encodes 811 amino acids. NCBI's taxonomy places the organism in Eukaryota, Metazoa, Chordata, Actinopteri, Cyprinodontiformes, Poeciliidae. The record is from RefSeq and is a predicted model, not a curated record. The transcript has 5 exons.
AUGGAGAAACCAAUCAUUGGAGACUACGCUCUGGACUUCAAGCAACAUGGAUUCUAUAUGGAAGCAGCCACGCCUAACUUGCAGCAUUCCUUCGGGCUGGGCCCUAGAGGUCCAAACUUGAACCCGAAGCUGGGCCCAGAGCCGGCCGCUCCUGGUCCGCCUCGUCCGGAGGAGCAGCACCAUAAGCCGUUCUUCUACAUCCAGCCUUCGCAGCAGUACCUGCCGAUGCAGAGUCUGCAGUGGCCGAUAGCCAUGCCUAUGCCCUACACCCCGUACUACGGCUACCCUGGCUUAGGGCUUGGCCUGCCAAUGAUGCCCCACUAUCAGCCGAACCCCUACAUGGAGCCACCUGGCUUUGUUGUUCCCCACACCCACCUCCAUCUGAUGGACUACAGACGCAUGCUGAACCCCCAGUACUACCACACCAUGGCCCAUCACGCCCGCAGGUUUCGCUACCAACACAACUCUGCGUCGAAAGAAAUGACCAGCUCUGAGGUUCAAACUGAGCCGCUUCUCUCAGUUCAUAGGACCAGGACCCCAAGGUCCAGCGGCAACUCCACCGACAACGCCACUACUGAUCAGCUCCAGUCACCGUCUUUCACUGUACAAACAGAGGAAUCCCCUUCAGAGCGCCAAGAGAAGGCGCCCUCUUCCACCACGGGGAUACCAUCAAACAGCACCUUCGUGAUUCAGACUGAGGAGGUGACUAUUGAAUGUUGCGCCACACCAGUGGGACUCCAACUGCUCCACGCUCAAGAGGCUGCGGAAAUGUCCCACAGCUUUCCCCAGGAUCUGGUUCAGUGUAGUUCUCCUACCCAGAGUGCUAUCCUGCAGGAUGAGGGUCUCGACCUGCAAGCAGACCGGUCUGAGCAGGAGCUCAAUGUUUGUCCAGACAUCCUGUUGGUUGGAAAGCCAAACACUGGGGAGAAGAGCCUUUCUCUAGAGGAUCCCAUGAACCAAAUGGAUCCUGUGUCUGUAAACGAAUCUGAAGAGACUUCAACUGAUGAAGACUUGAGUGUGACCUCAAAAAGCUUUCACCUCAAAGUUGUUCAGGUGCCAUUUGAUCCAACGUAUUUGGAUGAACUGAGGAAGAUUGAGUCCACAGUCUGGUCAGCUGAGGAAUCGUUCAUGACUUCCCCUGUCCAAAACGCCUUCAUGAAGGCUUCCAAUAAAACACUGAAUGCUUCAACUGAGGAGUUGGUAAUGUCGACACAGGAGGUUCCUACUGAGGAAAUCACUGAAACAGAGAUGCCUGCACUAGCAAAGGUUGAACUAGAGGAAACUGUCCCCACUGUAGAGAUGUCUGAAGCAAAUAUCUACCCUGUUACAGAUGCUUCUCCACUGCCUGAGCUAACAAACACAGCAGAGGAACCUCUUUCAACCAAUAUCCUUCUACCAGAUAAUUCCCCUCUGGAAUCGGACAGAGAACAUCACCAGCUUGAAACUACGAUUGACCAGGAUCAUCAGGACACCUCCUUUGAAUCUCUGCCUGUGUACCUUCCCUCUACCAGCUGGAUUUCAGACUUUAAUCAUAGCCAUCACUGCAAUAAUAUCCCACUAGCUCCUAUGAAGCAGAACAGACCAAGGAAUCUCCAUAGUCUGGAUGUGUCUAAAAGGAGAAGAAAGCUUAACAUGGAUUACAAAGAACAACCUAAUGUUCGGAAACCAAAAGAGAGGUACAAACCCAAAGGCAAGGUGGAUCGACAAAGUCUUUCUGACCAUGAAUGUUGCCUCAGCAGAAAUUUCAACGAGAACAUGUUGAGCUCUCGCUGGUCCAACAAUGAGCGACUCUGUACCAGAUGUACGGCAAAACGUAGGAUCACAACAUCUCCAAGUUCGGUGUGUGAAGGCCGAAGCUUGAAAAGGAAAGCGGUUCCUUUCCAGCAAUGGAACGAUGUCCUAUUACCGACAUGUGAAGCCUGCAAAUCUCACACAAAGAAGCAACUCAUGAGAAAAGAUUCCAGUCCGGAUCUUUGUUCUCCCCAUUAUGGUCACAACACAGAGUGUGACUCUUCUGGGAACAGUUCAUGUCGGACGGGACAGGACUUCAAGAGGCCGCUGGCACUGAGGCAGAUGGCAACUGAAAGUCCUAUGACAAUCCACACAAGGCUGAGACAGAGCAACUGCUCGCAUGACGAUCUGCAGGAUCAGUCGGUCGGCUGGGAAAGACUCCACCGAUGUCCGCAUGGGAACACGAUCCAAGAGAUUGAUGAGAACUGUGACGCACCAGUUUCCCACAAGGAAAAAUGGAGUAACCUGGACCAGAUGUACCUGAUGCACAGACGGCAAACUGACGAGAGGUCGUGGAGAGAUGCAACGCUCAACACUUACAAUGGCCGCUUCUUGAAGGAAGCCACCUCACAACACUUUAUUAAUCACAAGAAAACACAACAACCACAAUCACAAGGAAUCUGCACCAAAGAAACGAGAUGCUGAUUUGCACCAGAGCACAACUUAAAGUACAGCCACUGUUUGUUUUAAUGAUCAGCACUUAAAUUAAGUCUUUUACACUUUAUUUGGAUAUGUAAAUGAUCACAAUGUUCACUAUUUAUUCAUAUUGAAAUAAACACAAAUUUAAUAGUUUUUGCAAA